Messenger RNA from Stereum hirsutum FP-91666 SS1, 1746 nucleotides. RefSeq lists its product as uncharacterized. NCBI's taxonomy places the organism in Eukaryota, Fungi, Basidiomycota, Agaricomycetes, Russulales, Stereaceae. Bases 224 to 1420 code for a protein of 398 amino acids. The record is from RefSeq and is a predicted model, not a curated record. The transcript has 5 exons.
CCUACCUCGACCUAAGUUCCCCUAGCGGUGCCACAAUCGAUGAAACCCUGGGAAGGGUCAGGAAGGGUCUUGCACACGAUAACGAGGGGCAGUGAUCUGGCGAUGCGUGAGUUAAUCUGUACAGCAACUGUACAGGGCUGUACUCGGGCUCGCAGGCACUGUGUACCCUUUGCUGCCUUUCCAACCCGCCUCCAGAAACCCUGCGCGACUAUCUUGACGAUCCAUGCCCUCAGAUCCCGUCGCGUGCUUGUUGAAAGACAAUGCAGACAUUACUGGGAUCGGCGUCCGAGUUUCAUUCUACGUGCAGGCCAUUUUGACUGUUGCCAUUGCCUGGCUGACAGACACGAACGUCGAUGCAUCAUACUGGAUCAUGUCCAUCACCGCCUUCGCUCUCUUCCUAUCCGCCUUCGUCCUCUACUUCAAAGGCGAACUCUCCCUGUACCUAGGAAUCUCCGUCUCCAUCCUCCUAUAUCUGCACGCCUACGCCUCCCUCGUCGUCCUAUGCUCAUCCGCCUACUCGAUGAUUCAAAAGAUGCCCCUUUUGGUCACCAAUAUCGAUCUUGAACGCAGACGUCUGGGCGCCGUUCGAAAAGCAUUCUGGCGUGCACUCCCCGUGUUGAUCAUGGCAAUCGUAUUCGGGUUGUUUGUAUGGACGAAGCUACCAUCACUGGGUUCUGACGCGGAGUGCAAUCCCGACACGACCGUGGUUGUUAUCGGUGCCCAUUUCUCGUCCAUGCGCAGUGGGCGGAUCGUGUCCCUCAUCGUCUCCUGUCUCCAUCUCUACCUUAUCAUCACGCUUUCUAUUGGUCUCGACGUGGAACAUGCCAUCCUGGGCAUGACUCGUAGAAGGCAGCAAACACAAACGAAUUGGUGGGAGAUGAAACCGGGGCGUCCGAGCCGUCGCGAUGUGGAGAUACAGGAACGUGUGAAUUUUCCCCUCCUAGACAAAGGCGUAGGAGGCCAGGGCUUGGAUGAUUCUCAGAGAAGUUCAAACGGCAUAUUUCGCAAGGCCCUCGACGAAUAUCAUGCCAGUUUAGCAGCAUGCCGUCAAUUCAACCGCUUCAUAAAUGCUCUGAGCAAGAAGACGCAAGGCACUGGUGCCAAAAUUUGCCGCCUAUUCCAGUGGUUUCAUCCUCUCGAAACACACGUGGCUAAGAAUGGCAUGUUUGUAGGAGGAUCGUUGUGCCUGGUGGCGAUGAUCUUCGUCGGGGUGACAUCGCUUCCGAUGUUAGUGCUCUCGAACGAGCUGACGCUGCAAGCCAACGCUCAUCUUUUGGACACUUCGAACGACCGAACGUGGACUCUGGGCCAGAUCCUCCCGGUCGUUAUGUUGCUUGUGCCCAUCGUCACUAUAUGCCAGUGCUUUGGGGAAGCCAAAGAGCGGAAGUCAUCGGCAGUAGUAGUAGACUAUGACCCAUAGCGGAUGUCGAACUCUUCACAUCCGUCACUGCCAACGGUAAUACGAACUACGCGUGCUAUGCACACCCGGAGUACGCCUCUACGGACGGUUUGACACAGUAUAUAUCCUAUUAUCAGCCAGGUUCGGAUGCUCAGCGGUGCUGAGCUCUCUGGAGAGCUGGAGCCAGCUCGUCCAGACAUGGGCACUUUCAUCCAGCGUCUUUAGAUACCAGUACUUUUGCACGACUUGUCGGUUCAUUUUGUUACUCUACCAGUCGAGUUGCACCUUUGUAGCACCUGUUGUGUAUACAACUCCGUUGUGUCAGUGACUUCGGCAUCUCUAAACAC